UUUCUCCAGUAAUGUUGCUUGAAUUGCUACUAAUCAUCCUCUCAUUUCAGCUCUUUGGUGGUACGAGAAAAGAUUUUGCAUCUAAUGGUCGUGGAAACUUCCGAUCGGAAAUCAAUAUACUUCUUUGUGGUGACCCAAGUACGUCUAAGUCUCAACUUCUGCAGUAUGUGUAUAGCAUAUCUCCCCGAGGUCAAUAUACCUCCGGCAAAGGUAGUUCUGCAGUUGGUCUCACGGCUUAUGUCACAAAGGAUCCAGAAACUGGGCAAAUUUCUCUACAAACCGGGGCUUUAGUGCUUGCUGAUAACGGAACUUGUUGCAUUGAUGAGUUCGACAAGAUGGCCGAUUCGACACGUUCAGUACUUCAUGAAGUAAUGGAGCAGCAGACUCUGAGUAUUGCUAAGGCAGGAAUCCUCUGUCAACUUAAUGCUAGAACAGCUAUUCUAGCCGCUGCCAACCCUGUUGGUUCUAAGUGGGACCCCUCAAAAACCAUCAUUGAUAAUAUUCAGCUGCCUCAUACCCUGCUGUCUCGUUUCGACUUAAUUUUUUUGAUACUCGAUCCACAAGACGAGGUGUAUGAUGCUCGUUUGGCACGGCAUUUGGUUGGUCUCUACUACAAGGGCACAGGUGGUACUGCAAUCUUGUCAACACCCAUGGAUUUGGACAUAGAUGAUCCAGUUUAUCAUGCUAUGCUGAGAGAUUAUGUUGCCUAUGCUAAGGCGAUGUAUCAUCCAAAGUUAAGCGAGGAAGCCAGCGAAUUCCUUGUUCGUGAAUACGUGGAAAUGCGCAAAAUUGGAGCCAACCGUGGACAGAUUUCGGCUUAUCCGCGUCAACUCGAGUCUCUUAUUCGUUUGGCUGAAGCCCACGCUAAAAUGCGUCUGUCGAAUGUGGUCACUGCGGACGACUGCCGUGAAGCUAGGCGUUUGCAGCGUGAGGCCAUAAAGCAGACUGCUAUUGAUCCAGUCACUGGAACUAUCGAUAUCAAUAUUCUCACAACAGGCGUAAGCAGUAGUAUGCGUAAGCGUCGUGAGGAGAUGGCAAAUGCAAUUUGGUCAAUUCUGGAGCAGCGUCCACGCGUCAUCACCUUCGCUUACUCUCGCGUGUUGGAGCAACUGCGUGCCACAUCGGAGCGUAUGGUUACUGUGGAGACUUUCGAGGAUGGACUAAAUGUUCUGCGAAAUGCCAACAAGGUGGAAUGGGCUGGCAACACCAUUCGCAAGCGCUGA
This is a messenger RNA of Rodentolepis nana, 1223 nucleotides long. The record is from the annotation of a GenBank genome assembly. Lineage: Eukaryota; Metazoa; Platyhelminthes; Cestoda; Cyclophyllidea; Hymenolepididae.